This is a messenger RNA of Balearica regulorum gibbericeps (East African grey crowned-crane), 1836 nucleotides long. Lineage: Eukaryota; Metazoa; Chordata; Aves; Gruiformes; Gruidae. The record is from RefSeq and is a predicted model, not a curated record.
UCUCUCUACAAGUGGACAUUGUUCCAAGCCAGGGGGAGAUCAGCGUUGGAGAAUCUAAGUUCUUCUUAUGUCAAGUGGCAGGGGAGGCCAAAUACAAAGACAUUUCCUGGUUUUCCCCUAACGGUGAGAAGCUGACGCCGAACCAACAGCGCAUCUCAGUGGUGCGAAAUGAUGACUUCUCCUCCACCCUCACCAUCUACAACGCCAACAUUGAUGAUGCUGGCAUCUACAAAUGUGUUGUCAGUAGCGUGGAGCAGGGAGACUCCGAGGCCACCGUCAAUGUGAAAAUUUUCCAAAAGCUGAUGUUCAAGAAUGCUCCCACUCCUCAGGAAUUCAAGGAAGGGGAUGAUGCUGUGAUUGUGUGUGAUGUGGUCAGCUCACUGCCUCCUACCAUCAUCUGGAAGCACAAAGGCAGGGAUGUUAUCCUAAAAAAAGAUGUUCGAUUUAUAGUCCUGUCCAACAACUACCUGCAGAUCCGGGGAAUCAAGAAAACAGACGAAGGGACAUACCGCUGUGAGGGCCGGAUCUUGGCUCGUGGGGAGAUCAACUUCAAAGAUAUUCAAGUCAUUGUAAACGUACCUCCUUCUGUGCGCGCCAGGCAGAGCACUAUGAAUGCCACUGCCAACCUCAGCCAGUCUGUCACCUUAGCAUGUGAUGCUGAUGGCUUUCCUGAGCCAACUAUGACGUGGACAAAGGAUGGAGACCCAAUAGAACAGGCUGAUGAUGAAGAGAAAUACAGUUUUAACUACGACGGCUCUGAGCUCAUCAUCAAGAAGGUGGAUAAGAGUGACGAAGCAGAGUACAUCUGCAUUGCUGAGAACAAGGCUGGCGAGCAGGAUGCCACCAUUCAUCUCAAAGUCUUUGCAAAACCCAAAAUAACCUAUGUGGAGAAUAAAACAGCCAUGGAGCUGGAGGAUCAGAUUACACUGACCUGUGAGGCAUCUGGAGACCCAAUCCCUUCCAUCACUUGGAGAACUUCCACCCGGAACAUCAGCAAUGAAGAGAAGACCCUGGAUGGGCGCAUCAUAGUACGCAGCCAUGCCCGGGUGUCAUCCCUGACUCUGAAAGAAAUUCAGUACACAGAUGCCGGAGAAUAUGUAUGCAUAGCCAGCAACACCAUUGGGCAGGACUCCCAAGCCAUGUACCUUGAAGUGCAGUAUGCCCCCAAGCUUCAGGGCCCUGUGGCUGUCUACACCUGGGAAGGGAAUCAAGUGAACAUCACCUGUGAGGUAUUUGCUUACCCCAGUGCUGUCAUCUCCUGGUUCCGGGAUGGACAGCUGCUUCCCAGCUCAAACUACAGCAACAUCAAGAUCUACAACACUCCAUCAGCAAGCUACCUGGAGGUGACACCAGACUCUGAAAAUGACUUUGGGAACUAUAACUGCACUGCUGUGAACCGCAUUGGCCAGGAGUCCUCAGAGUUCAUUCUUGUGCAGGCAGAUACUCCGUCCUCUCCUUCCAUUGACAGAGUGGAGCCCUAUUCCAGUACUGCCCAGGUGGAGUUUGAUGAGCCUGAAGCUACUGGUGGGGUGCCCAUCCUCAAGUACAAAGCAGAGUGGAGGGCUCUUGGUGAGGGAGAAUGGCAUUCGAGGUUGUAUGAUGCAAAAGAAGCAAAUGUGGAGGGCAUGAUCACUAUCACUGGUCUAAAACCUGAAACAACCUACUCUGUGAGACUGUCUGCGGUCAAUGGCAAGGGUGUGGGUGAGAUUAGCCUGCCAUCCGACUUCAAGACGCAACCAGUUCGCAUCCCUCACUCACCAAGUAGUGCUGCACCCACCUCCCGUAUAGCACAGACAACUUGGCCUCUUGCUGAAUCUGAAAGCUCAGAGUCACAAA